Messenger RNA from Salvelinus sp. IW2-2015, 1062 nucleotides. Lineage: Eukaryota; Metazoa; Chordata; Actinopteri; Salmoniformes; Salmonidae. The record is from RefSeq and is a predicted model, not a curated record.
AUGUUGGAGGGAACGAGUCCUGAGCUGUCCCUACAAGACCUGAUCCAGAAACAGAAGAAGUGGGGUAGAAGAGGGAACGAAGUCCUGAGCUGUCCCUACAAGACCUUAUCCAGGAAACAGAAAAGUACAUCAGUGGACAUUUCAGGGUCAGUCACAGUCAACACCUGCAUCAUCCACUACCGUCACCAGGAGUUCUCCCAUUGGCUAGACCUGUUUCCAUGGGAACAGCUUGUUCAUAGGAAAACGGCUCAUAGAAAGAGUCCAGUGGACUAUUUGCAUACCCUCCCGUCCACCAGGAACUUCCCCCACCUGGACGCCCCAGUGAUGAUCAGCUCCUCAGUGUCCAAUGUCAAUGUGUCUGUCCAGCUGGGAGACACUCCUCCCUUCGCCCUGCGCUUCAUCUCAGUCAGCACAGAGAUGCAGCACGUUCUGGACAUCAGCACAAACGCAGAGAGCCUCAAUUUCCAGAAUGUUCACCGCCAUCUCUCUCUGUCCCUGGAACACUUCUGGUGGAGGGUGGGCCAGGACUCCCACAUCCAGCAGGCCCCUCACCCCCCUGGCAAACACGUGUGGGGGGAAGCCCGCAUCCUCGACUCCCUUACACUGCAGGGGAGCUUCAACAAGCCCCAGAGUGAGUCCAGUAGCCAUUCUGAGAGUGUGAGUGUGGAGUCCAAUGUGAGGGGCCUACAGCUGGAGGUGUCAGAGACCUGUGCCCUGUGCUUCUCCCGCCUACUGUCCCUCUGUAACCUGGACAGCUGCAGGAAGCUGGAGGCCUCAGAGCAGCCAGAUGUGGUGCCUGUACCUGUCCUUGUUGAUGGGACAACCUCCCCCAGUCAUGGCGCCUUUUAUUUUAAGAUUGAGUGUAACCUGGAGGAUGUCAACGUGUUCACACUCUCCAAUGUAGCAGGAGCUGUGUCUUUGCGGGUGGACACAGUGAAGGCCCAAGACUCGGCGGAAAGCUCCACGGUGUCUGUCCAGGGUGUGUGCGUUGAGCCCCAUUGAGCCCUGCUGUCCCUCAGCCCAAACCCCCAACCCUGUCCUCAGCCUCUCCAGCCAUCCUGG